Molecule: messenger RNA, 2199 nt
Organism: Linum trigynum
Lineage: Eukaryota; Viridiplantae; Streptophyta; Magnoliopsida; Malpighiales; Linaceae
Source: the annotation of a GenBank genome assembly
UCACUACUAAUUCAAACUAGUAGUAGUUUUUCCCUUGGUUAUGACGGUGCUAACUAUUGUACAAUUAGCACCGUAACCGCUCCCAAUUUCUCUCCAUAAACCAAAAGGACGAAUCUUUCUUACCCGCUGUUCAAAACCCAAUUCCCGGAAUUGCAUGAACUGGUCGGCUUGCCGAGUGGGUUAAAACCCCCUCCUGCUUUAACUCCGCUCGUACUUUUCCCAGCCCGUCUUUGAUUAUUCGUGAAUGGGAUUGCCUGCGGCUUCUGUGAAUUGGUUUUGCCGUAAAUCGACAUGGUAAUUUCCACAAACAAGCUCCACAGCAGUACAAUCGAACGAAGAGGAUCUAACCCAACAACAGAGACCAUCGAUCAUCACCAAUGUAUCUGAGAUUCCCCUAUGCUUGUCUACGAGAAAAGGAAGCUUUCUCAACCAUCAACCAUUGCUAUUGCCUCUGAGAUUACAACGCCUAUGCAUGUGUAUAAGAGAAGGAAGCCUUCACAACCAUUAACCAGCACCAAUGUGUCUGAGGUUACAGCGCCUAUGCAUGUCAACAAAAGAAGGGAGCUUUCACAGCCAUCAACCAGCACUGAUGUAUCUGAGAUUACCGCGCCUGUGCUUUGCUACAAAAGAAGGAAGCUCUUAAAACGAUCAACCAUCACCGAUGUAUCUAACAUUACAGCCCCUAAACUUGUCUACAAAAGAAGGAAGCUUUCCCACCCAUCCCCUAUGCUUGUCUACAAUAGAAGAAAAGUGAAAAGGGGUAAGCACCCUUCCCCUUCUUCACUGAGUCACAGUGUGAAUGAUAGUUGCUCUUCGUCACCAUCAAGAUCGAAUGUGGAGUUCAAUUCGGUGUGGAUGGAUAAAGAAAUGGAAGAUGAUACAGCUGAGUGCUCUUCUUCCUCUGCAUCUGAGAGGGAUAUUUGCAUUUCGAUUCUUGUAGGGGCUCCUACGUCCGGAAUGCGAAUUGGUGGCAUGGCUUGUAGGCGGUGCAGGGUUUGUUCUCGUUCAGAUUCCACAAAAAGGAUGCUGCUUUGUGAUGAUUGUGAGGCGGCAUUUCACUUGUCUUGCAUCAGUCCUAAAAUAAGCGUAGUCCCUGUCGAUGAGUGGUUUUGUUAUUCCUGUUUGAAGCAGAAGAAACCAAAGGUGUGGAAGGAAGCGAGUGAAUGUGCUUAUACUAUCCAUGGAGUGAGUGGAUCUUUGAGAUCUGUGUCUGCAAGUGGAUCGGGUCCUGUUGACAUGAUGCUGAGUGAUGAUGAGCCAUAUGCUAGCCGUGUUCGUGUUGGUAAAAGGUUUCAAGCUGAAGUUCCAGACUGGUCGGUGCAGUUUUGUAGAACGUAUCAUGUCUGAUUUGUCAAUCACAAGGGAAAGUGAGGCCAUAACGCCUGUCCUAUGUAUGCAAGGGAACCAUUUUUUUCUUCUUUUUUCACCUUUUUAACUGGAAUUAAGCUAAGAUAAAUAGAUUACCAGAUAUGAUGGUUUAGAAUGCAUUAAAUUUGUUGUUCGAUUGCUUCAAGGGAUAUAAGUUUCUUGCGGUUUCCAUGUUUCUUAUGCACGUCCUGAUGGAAUGAGCAUCAAUUUCUACUGUACCUUUUUCUUUCUAUGUUGCUUUUACAUUUAGACCAGUUCUAGUUUUCCAGAUUAGACAACAUAACUCCAGUAUCAUCUGUUUAACCAAAGUCUUGCCAAGAGAAUUCAUAGUUCCAUAUAUAUGUAAUGAAUGUUAGCUGCAGAGAUCACCACGAAUUUGUUGAGUUUCCAGAAGGAAUUCAUUUAUCUUCACUACUUCACUGGAGGACUGUAGUCUGGUCUCUAGCUGUUAAGUAUUUCCUGUUAGCAGGAUACUCCCAGUAAGCAUUAUACAACUCAUACAGGACAUCCAUUUAUAUGGGAUCUGAAGCAUAGCAAGGAUCCUGAACUUGCGCACUCGUUCUAAUUGGCUUCCAAGCAGACAAGUCAUAUCUCUCGUGCUGGAGAUGGUGCCAAGGAAAGGAACGUAUGUGGGAAGUGGUGCAGGUAGUUCAUGUUUUGUAGUAUGCAUACUUAGGUAAAUGAUAUAUAAUUGAUUAGUUUCAUGUACAUACAUGUGAUGACGGUCAUAACAAUGCUGAUCAAAGCGCUGAAGUAAAAGAAAAAUUGCAGUUGGAACUAAUUUUGGAUAGCCUGAGUGGAUGCCUCCUGUAAUAUAGCUAGAUUUGAAGU